GUCCCUCCUGGAUCACCGGCGCUCCGGCAGUUUGGCACCGGGUGUUUGCCAACGCCCUCCCGGACGACCUGAGAAGCCCCAUCAGGAUCGAGAGGGAAGAGCUGCGGAAUCUCCACUUCUUCCCACCGGAGUAUGGCCAGAAGACGGACGGGACGGCCGUGGACAUCUUCUCCUUCGGGAUGUGUGCGCUGGAGAUGGCUGUGCUGGAGAUCCAGACCAACGGGGACACGCGGGUGUCGGAGGAGGCCAUCGUGAGGGCCCGGCAUUCCCUGGACGAUCCCAACAUGAGGGAGUUCAUCCUGUCCUGCCUGACCCUGAACCCCGACAAGCGCCCGACCGCCCACAACCUGCUCUUCCACCGCGUGCUCUUCGAGGUGCACUCCCUGAAGCUCCUGGCGGCCCACUGCUUCAUCAACCACCAGUAUCUGAUGCCGGAGAAUGUGGUGGAGGAGAAGAUAAAGGAGCUGGACCUGAACAUGGUGAUGGCUGAGAUCCGCAGGGAGGGGCGGCCUGGAGCGCAGUGGAGGGCUCAGCUCUGUCCCCCCUGUGUCUGCCCCAGGAAUGGCAUUUACCCCCUGAUGAACUUCGCCGUCUCCAGACCCCACGCCCUCCCCCGUGUGCUCUCCCAGCCCCAGGAGGACCCCCAGAAAGCCAAGACUCCCACCCCAGAGCCCUUUGACGUGGAGACCAGGAAGGUGGUGCAGAUGCAGUGCAACCUGGAGCUCAACGAGGACAAGUCCCAGUGGCACCUCACACUCCUGCUCAUCCUGGAGGACAAGCUGCACCGGCAGCUCAGCUACGACCUCCUGCCCACUGACAACUCCAAGGACUUGGCCACAGAACUGGUGCAUUAUGGAUUCAUCCACGAGGACGACUGUGAGAAGCUGGCCACGUUCCUGGAGAGCGCCUUCCACAAGCACCGCUCGCCCCUGCCGUGAGCCCGGGCGGGCACGG
Molecule: messenger RNA, 954 nt
Organism: Empidonax traillii (willow flycatcher)
Lineage: Eukaryota; Metazoa; Chordata; Aves; Passeriformes; Tyrannidae
Product: nuclear receptor-binding protein 2-like
Exons: 11
Coding region: 180-938 (252 amino acids)
Biological process (GO): intracellular signal transduction; protein phosphorylation; endoplasmic reticulum to Golgi vesicle-mediated transport
Cellular component (GO): endomembrane system; cytoplasm
Molecular function (GO): protein serine/threonine kinase activity
Source: RefSeq, a predicted model, not a curated record